AGAGAAAAAUAAAACAAGCAUAUCCAAAUCUUCCCCAAAAGCUAUUCUCUUCCCAAAACCCACGACAACGCCGAAAGAAACACAUCAACAAAAAAACAUCCAAACAGUUAAAAAACCGAAGAAAAAACUAUUAUGGCUUCUCCGAAGCACGCAACGGCGAUAACGGUGCAGCCGUCGUCGCCGAGGUUCCCGACGAGCGGGACGCCAACGGCCGGGGCCCAGCGGAAGAUCGGGAUAGCCGUGGAUCUGAGUGACGAGAGCGCCUUCGCGGUGAAAUGGGCGGUACAGAACUAUCUGCGGCCCGGGGACGCCGUGAUCCUGGUUCACGUGCGGCCUACGAGCGUCCUUUACGGCGCGGACUGGGGCGCCAUCGACGUGGCGGUGGCAGAGGACGAGCAGUCCCAGCAGAAGCUGGAGAACGAGUUCGACGCUUUCACGUCCACCAAGGCCAACGACCUGGCGCAGCCCCUUGUGGAGGCUCAAAUUCCCUUCAAGAUCCACAUCGUCAAGGACCACGACAUGAAGGAGCGCCUCUGCCUCGAGGUGGAGCGCCUAGGUUUGAGCACUGUCAUCAUGGGCAGCCGCGGCUUCGGCGCCUCCCGCCGCGCCUCCAAGGCCCGGCUCGGCAGCGUAAGCGACUACUGCGUGCACCACUGCGUCUGCCCCGUCGUCAUUGUUCGCUUCCCCGACGAGAAGGAUGUAGAAAAGGCUGUUCUGGAGGAGGAUCCGGAGUACCAUGACGCAUUGGAUUAGCAAACUGAUGUGGAUAAGGCCUCAUGAGUAUAGAUGGUGGGAAUGCUAAAUGUUUGUCCGAAGAUGUUUGACAGUUUGGAAUACUCCUGGUUGGUGUGUGGUCAUGUCUUGUGGAAAAGUUUGGUACUACUCUCUGUUUCUGGCAUUCUACACCGUUUUCACCACAUUAUAUAUCUAUCGUGUUUGGAAGGAUGCAUGACGGAUGAAGUCUUUCUUGUGCUUUUAGGUCUUUGAAUAUGAUAGGCUUUUCUUGUUAAUAUAAAAUCUUCUGUCUGGAGGCAUUUUACUGGUUGCA
Corylus avellana is the source of this 1048-nucleotide messenger RNA. Its product is annotated as Adenine nucleotide alpha hydrolases-like superfamily protein. The record is from RefSeq and is a predicted model, not a curated record. Lineage: Eukaryota; Viridiplantae; Streptophyta; Magnoliopsida; Fagales; Betulaceae.